Molecule: messenger RNA, 2760 nt
Organism: Closterium sp. Naga37s-1
Lineage: Eukaryota; Viridiplantae; Streptophyta; Zygnematophyceae; Desmidiales; Closteriaceae
Source: the annotation of a GenBank genome assembly
AUGCCACAUCAGCCGUAUCUGCUGCCAGCUCGGAGUGUCGCUGCUGUGCUGCAUACCCUACGCAAGCAGCACGCACCAACGGUGGCCCUCCACGUGUACUGGAGGCUGAGGGCGGCUGGACAGCUGUCGUUUCACUGCAAUGACGUGGCACUCGCCGCGUGCUGUGGUGUGGAGACGGAUUAUAGACUGGCGGAGUAUGAGAGGGCGGAGAGGCGGCAGGGGGGAGGGUGGGCCGGGGGAGGUGCACAGGGGAAAGGGGGAGCGGAGGAGAUGGGGUUUCUGGGGAGCUCUGAAGGAGAUGGGUUGCUGGAGGGGGAGGAGGGAGAGGAGGGGGGAGAAGAGGAAGUAGAGGAGAAGGAAGGGGAGGGAGGAAGUGAAGUUGGUGCGAUGGAGGAGGGAAUGGAAGGGGAGGAGGGGGCCGAGGGAGGCGAGGGAGAUUGGGAGACGGGUGGCAGCAGCAGCAGCACUACCAGCAGCAGCAGCAGCAGCAGCAGCAGCUGGGGAAACGGCGGGCGCAGCGAUGGGUGGCACAGCGAUGGGUGGGCGAGCAUCAACUGGCACAGCAGGGGCAUGCCCCCGCCGUGGGUGCUCACGAGUCCCACCGUGCACGCAGCUCUGGGCACCCACGCUCCUGCCCCCGCCCUGCACAUGCUGGCAGAGCAGGGCCUUAACACGGGGCAGAGUGAGUUGGAGCCCGCUCAAUUGCCAGCGCUGUACAUGCUGCCUGGACAGGGGCUUGAGGCAGGGCGCAUGGGUGAGGGGGAGGUGGCACACCAAGAGACCCAGGGGGGAAGGCGCGAGGCGGAAGUGCAAGGGGGAUUAGAGAGUGGACCGCGAGAGGUUGGCCCAGUGGAAGCAGAUGGAGCUGCUGCUCUGGUUAUUUCUGAUCAGGCCACCUCUCACUCUGGCCCCGCCCCUCACUCUGGUCCCGCCCCUCACUCUGGUCCCGCCCCUCACUCUGGUCCCGCCCCUCACUCUGGUCCCGCCCCUCACUCUGGCCCCGCCCCUCACUUUGACCCCUCCCCUCACUCCCCAGCAUCUCCUGAAUCUCAGUACUUCCAAGGUUCCUGGGCAGGCAUGGAAGCCCGCUUCCCUGUGCUGUCCGCGCUGAUCAGGUUCGAGGAGAGGUUCGGCAUAGGCUCGAGCGCGUGGGAGGAGGUUCGGGCGCUGGGGCUGUGGGAGAGAGCAGCUUUGGAGAUUCUGGCCGAGUCCCGGGGCAAGUUGCAGAGGUUCGGAGGGGAGCUGGCUCGGCCGUACCACCGGGUGCUGAUGGCUUUGGCUCUGAGAGGGAGGGAGGAUGAGAUUGCUCAGGGUGCUCAUGGCUCUGAGAGGAGGGGUGAUGAGAUUGCUCAGGUGCGGGCAUGGAUGGAGCAGGACGGAGUGACUGAGGCGCCCAGCUUCCCUGCGCUGCUCACACGCUUGUGCCAUCUGGGCCAGUCAACGCCUGCUGCUGCGUCCCACGUGCCUCUGCUCUCCGUGCUCACCAGCAGCCCUGGUGAGUGCGUGUUGAGCCGUGCUCCAUUCGCUGCUGCUGCUGCUGCUGCUGCUGCUGCUGCAAUCAAUCCCUUAUUCUCCCAUGGUUCCCCUCCAUCCCCCCUGUCGCGCAGGUGGAAAGAAAAGGUGACUUUUGAGUCGACUCAAAAGUCAAAAGUCACCACAUCUGUUCCCCCGCGCGCUGACCUCCUAUUUCCAGUCGCGCAGGUGGAAAGAAAAGACAUAACGAUCCAGAAGCUAGCCUUACAGCAGCAGUGGGAUGACAUGCUGCUGCUGCUCCCCCACGCGCUCACCUGCUACUUUGAGUCGCACGGGUGGGAGCGCAUCACCCUCUGGAGCUCCGCCUUCGCUGCUGUGGGCCAGGCGUGCCGCCCCGACGUGCUCAAGAGCAUGGUGGAUGCUGCUGAAGCCACAGGGCUGGCUGAUGGUGAGUGCUGGCCCCCUUCUCUCUCCGGGACAGCACACAGCUCACUCGAAGGCAGUUCAUGGGGGCCAACCACUGGAAGGGCUUCUGGCUGCUGGUGGAGCGGCAGGGCCGACAACUCUCUGUCCUCCUCCCCCUCUUCCCUUUCCUUGCCUGUCCCAGCUCCCUUCUCCCUCCCUGACGGCACGCAGCUGACCCGCAGGCAGUUCCUGGGAGCCAACUACUGGAAGGGCUUCCGCCCGCUGGUGGAGCGACAGGGGCGGCAGGGGGUGUCAGGGGGCGAGUUUGAGCGCACGUGGGGGCUGGUGAGGCAGGCCGUGGCGGCCACGGGGCUGCACCCCCACGAGGGCAUCUCGUCCCUCCUCAUCUCUGGGCUCUGCGUCAACGGCCAGCUCGACAGGGCAAUGGAUGUGUUGGAGGAGAUGCAGCAGAUGGGAUUCGCCCUCACGCCACGCGUCUUCGAUCCGCUGCUGCUGCAGCUCGCGCGCUCCAAGCUCUUCAAGGAGGCGCUCGCCCUGGCUGAUGUCAUGCGCCGCAUGGACGGUGGGCUCACGGUGGCUUCCUUCAGCAGUCUCAUUGAGGCGUGCCUGCAGGUCGAUCAUAUCCCAAUGGCACUGGAGCUAGUAGCGGGGAUGAGGAGCACGGGCGUGCACAGUGUGUGCAUGUGCGGUGUGAUGUGUGUAUGUGCUGCGUGGUUGGGUGCACAUUGCUCGCUCUUCAUCCCGCCAUCCCCAUCGCCUGUGGCAGAUCCCAAUGGCGCUGGAGCUAGUGGCAGAGAUGAGGAGCACGGGCGUGCAGAGGAACAGCUACAUCUACACGCCCAUCAUCCACGCCUUCUGUAA